This is a messenger RNA of Symbiodinium sp. CCMP2592, 657 nucleotides long. The record is from the annotation of a GenBank genome assembly. Lineage: Eukaryota; Dinophyceae; Suessiales; Symbiodiniaceae.
AUGCCGUGCAGCUCCACCGUGCGAGAGCAUCCGGAAACUGGUGCAGGCACUUGGCCCUCGCGACGGAAGGACCUCAAGCGGGUAAGGGCUUCGGCGAGUCAUCUCGAGAUGACUGUGGCAGGCUCCGCAGCAGCAGUGCGUCUGCGCAGCCUCGAGAUUUUGGCGAAAGCCUUUCCCCAAGGGGUGGCCGCGGAGCGUGCAGCGCGCAUGUUAGGACUCCAGGGCCCCGAGGAUUUGGAAAGCUGGCUGAACACCGAGUGGCCGGGGGAGGAGCUUCUUCGAAGUGGGCAGUUGGAGUCCAAAGCGAUUGCCAGCUGCUUCGAGAAACAGCGACAGGCUGCGGCGAAGCGUGAGAUCGCUCGCGGCUUCGAGCCCAAUGUGGCGGAGCUCCAGAGCUUCACAGUGAGCCACGCCGAGGUUUUAAAGAAAGCAGAAGCGAAGCGUGCCAAGAAGGCGGCUUCCAAGGCUGCUAAGAAGGCGGCCAAGAAGGAAAAGAAGGACAAGAGGCGUGCAAAGAAACGUUUGAAGAAGCAGGCGAAGCUCGAGAAGAAGGCCGCAAAGGAGCAAGCGCAGCAGAAGCGCAAGCGAAAGGGCUCCGGCUCCUCCUCAUCUGCUUCUGAGAUCGAAGUGUCAUCGAGCCAGAGUGAUGACAGCUGA